Molecule: messenger RNA, 1560 nt
Organism: Pectinophora gossypiella (pink bollworm)
Lineage: Eukaryota; Metazoa; Arthropoda; Insecta; Lepidoptera; Gelechiidae
Gene: eIF3e
Product: eukaryotic translation initiation factor 3 subunit E
Exons: 9
Coding region: 108-1451 (447 amino acids)
Biological process (GO): translational initiation
Cellular component (GO): nucleus; cytoplasm; eukaryotic translation initiation factor 3 complex
Molecular function (GO): translation initiation factor activity
Source: RefSeq, a predicted model, not a curated record
CAUUUUGAGGUUAUGCUGUGUUGUAUUGCUGUCACCUUUUCAUUCUCUUGACUGGCACAGUAUAAAUGUAAAAUUUUGGAUAUUGGAGCAAAUAAUUACACAGCACAAUGAGUUACUCCAAGUUUGAUCUUACGUUUAAGAUCGGUCAAUAUUUAGACCGGCAUCUUGUGUUUCCUUUGCUGGAAUUUUUAGCAGCAAAAGAGACAUAUGACCAGUCAGAGUUGCUUCAAGCAAAAUUGGAAAUUUUGAGCAAAACUAACAUGAUAGAUUAUGUUAUUGAAAUAAGGAGAAUGCUCUACCCUGAUGAAGACACACCUGAAGCACAGGAAAUAAAGGAGAGGAGGGGUGUUGUCCUUUCGCAACUGCAAGAACUCCAGGAUGCCGUGGAGCCGGUACUCCGGCUGAUGCAAAGAGAUGACGUCAUGAAGACUGUAGAGACCAUGAGGGACCCCAAGACUCUCAUUAACUAUCUCACCACCAAUAAGGAGUUUGAGUUUAAAAUUGAAAUGAUAGACAGCAUGUAUCGUUUGGCCAAAUACCGGUAUGAGUGUGGUAACUACGUGGAGUCUGCAUCCUACCUCUACUUCUGUCAGCUUGUCAUGUCUCCUACUGAUAAGAACUACCUCUCAGUGCUGUGGGGUAAGUUGGCAAGUGAGAUCCUAGUGCAGAACUGGGAUGGAGCUUUAGAUGACUUGACCAAACUGCGUGAGUUCAUCGACAACGGCGGCGCGGGUGCCACCGCCAGCAACAUGCAGGCGCUCCAGCAACGCACGUGGCUGGUGCACUGGUCGCUCUUCGUGUUCUUCAACCACGUUAAGGGGCGCGACCUCAUCAUUGAAAUGUUCCUGUACAAGCCUUUGUACUUGAACGCAAUCCAGACGAUGUGCCCGCACAUUCUUCGGUACCUGGCCACUGCCGUCAUCAUCAACCGGUCGCGCAGGAACGCUCUUAAAGACCUUGUCAAAAUCAUCCAACAGGAAGCUUACACUUACAGAGACCCUAUAACGGAGUUCAUCGAGCACCUGUACGUGAACUUCGACUUCGAGGCGGCGCGGCGCAAGCUGAACCAAUGUCAGGCGGUGCUGGUGACAGACUUUUUCCUCAUCGCUUGUCUCGAGGAGUUUGUCGAGAACGCACGCCUUAUGAUCUUCGAAACCUUCUGCCGCAUCCACCAGGUCAUCAGUAUAGGAAUGUUGGCUGAAAACCUGAACAUGCAGCCUGAUGAGGCCGAAUGCUGGAUUGUGAACCUUAUUCGUAACGCGCGGCUGGAUGCCAAGAUCGACUCCAAGUUAGGCCACGUGGUGAUGGGCGCGCAGCCUCUCUCGCCGUAUCAACAGCUUGUGGAGAGGAUCGACUCGCUGGCUGUCCGCUCUGAAGCACUCACGUCAUUGGUGGAACGUAAACAGAAGGCCCGUAAUCAAGAUAUCCGUUGGGGAACACAAGAAUUUUAAGUAAUUAUUUCAGUAAGGAAUUUAACUACAACUGCAAUUGGUCGCAAGAGAUUGUAUUGUAUCUUCGGUUUUGUAAAUGAAACCAUUUGUAUUAAAUAUACCUAUUAAA